AUGCCUGCCGGUACACCGCUUUCCCCUGGCAUGCAGGCCAACUUCAAGGGUUUCACAUUUGUGAACGAAAGCUCAAUCGAUCACCAUGUGAAGGAUGUCCCAGAGGACGAGGACGAGGAUGAUAUGGUGGAUGAAGACACCAUCCUUGCCGGGUCGUGGCGAUCCCACCGACCGACCAACUCGUCAGAUCUUCGCAUGAGCGGUGCCAAGACAUCCGACGGUGCCGAUCCCGGAAUUUUUAACGUUGAUGAGAACUUUUGA
Messenger RNA from Penicillium longicatenatum, 261 nucleotides. RefSeq names its product kinase-like protein. The record is from RefSeq and is a predicted model, not a curated record. Lineage: Eukaryota; Fungi; Ascomycota; Eurotiomycetes; Eurotiales; Aspergillaceae. The transcript has a single exon. The coding region runs from base 1 to 261 and encodes 86 amino acids.